AUGCCAACUUUGUUCUCCUCUCAUUAUCUUUUUAAUAUUUUCUUUUUAUUCAUCUUAUAUUUUUCGUACUCUCCUUUCCUUGAUCCUUACUCUCCUUUUCUCGGUCCUUACUCUCCUUUUCUUGAUCCUUACUCUCCUUUUCUCGACCCUUACUCUCCUUUUAUACGUCCUUACUCUCCUUUCCAUUCUCCAUUCUUUCUAGUUUCUUUUCCCUUCAUCUUGUUCCGAUCAAUCACUCUGCUUUCUCCCGUCUGGUAUCAUUUCCUCCCAGCUCUUUCUCGUCCUCAUUUUUCCUCUUCCUUUUUCGUCAUGUAUUUUAACUGUCUCCACGCCUCUCUCCGAAAAGAUUCCAGAGCCGCAUUCCAAUUGAAAGUCACCAAUGUAAAUAUCCUUACCUUUUCAGCCUUUAUGAUUAACCGGGUUGUUGGUAGUACAAUUUAUUCACGUCGGCAACGAUUGCAACUUUCUCGCCUUCCUCCUCAUCCCGACGCAUAUGGUGGGUUUCAGAUGUGGAACAAGGCCAAAAGUACCAAGUAA
Messenger RNA from Acanthosepion pharaonis, 537 nucleotides. Lineage: Eukaryota; Metazoa; Mollusca; Cephalopoda; Sepiida; Sepiidae. The record is from the annotation of a GenBank genome assembly.